CCCCUCGUAGCCCCCCUUCCGGUGAUACCGGAAGAACCUUUAUUUGUGUUUGUCAAGAUGGCGGCUGGAAUGUAUCUAGAGCACUAUUUGGACAGCAUAGAGAAUCUGCCUUUUGAACUGCAAAGGAACUUCCAGCUGAUGCGAGAUCUGGACCAGAGGACAGAGGAUCUGAAAGGGCAGAUUGAUUCUCUGGCUCGUGAAUACACAGCUAACGCUCGGACGUUGUCCUCCGAACAGAAGCUCUCGCUGUUAAGACAAAUCCAGCAGUCUUAUGGGAAGUGCAAGGAGUUUGGAGAUGACAAGGUCCAGCUUGCGAUGCAAACCUAUGAGAUGGUGGAUAAGCAUAUCCGAAGGUUGGAUACAGACCUGGCUCGCUUUGAGGCCGACCUCAAAGAGAAACAGAUAGAAAGCACCGAUUACGACUCUACCUCCAGCAAGGGCAACAAGAGUGAUCAUCGAGGACCCAAGAAGAAGGAGGUGACUCGCACUAGGUCAAAGGUGAAGAACUCUGACGAUGACUGCAGCUCCAAGAGUGGACAGAAGAAGGUCAAACUCACGCAAAGCUCUGAGUUUUCAACCCCGGCUGUGAACUUUGGGAACGUGCACCCCUCGGAUGUGUUGGACAUGCCAGUGGACCCCAACGAGCCCACCUAUUGCCUCUGCCACCAGGUUUCAUAUGGGGAGAUGAUUGGCUGUGACAAUACAGACUGUUCUAUCGAGUGGUUCCACUUUGCCUGUGUGGGUCUGACCACCAAGCCCAGGGGGAAAUGGUACUGCCCAAGAUGUUCACAGGAGCGGAAGAAAAAAUGAACAUACAAAAGAAUUCACAGAGAGGGAGGUAGAGGCAGACGCAAGGGUUGAAAGUGUUUUUAAGGCCCUCCAUAGACACUAAUAUAGAUCCACUCUCUGCUUAAUCUGGUGCUUGUCGUCCUCUUUUCCAUCUUCACAUCCCUCUCUCAGCCAGACAGUAAGAAGAGAUGAUGGGGGAAGAUGAAGGAGGUUUAGUUUUUAAUUUAUGUGUUCAGUAAUGAAGAUGACUUUUUGUUAUGGAGUAUUUUUGGUUCUGCAUUAUUUUAUAUUCUUAUAUUUUGGGUUUGUUUAUUUGGAUUGUCUUUUUUAAAGCUCAUUUUAAACACAUGAACUCAACAGUCAAAACAGUCAGGGAGCAUAUCAACAGUUCUUUUUUACGGUUUUAAUUACAGACUGGAUAAUUGCUAAAUGUCAGUAUCCUUCUCAGAUGGUUUCUAAUAUAGGAUAGUUUCCUACUAGUCUCAGUUUUUGCAUAACAGGUCCCAGAACAGGCUUGAAACCGAUCCUUAACUUAUUUCCUCAUUUCAAUAUGCAUAAAAGGGCAAGAGUUAUAUCAACAUACCUCACCAGAUCUGAGAUGUUUAUAUGACAAACCAGCAAUUACAAAAAAAAAAAAUAGCUGCUCACUGGGAUCAUUUAACUUGAUUUUUACUCACACUCAGUACAGAGCCUUUCCACUAUUGUGUCUUUGUCUUACAUUCACAAUUCCUGCACUUGAAGACCACUUCUUCACUUCAGGUCCAUUCCACAACUGUAGAUCUCAAUGCAGGCUUUUUUAUGGUGCUUAUGGUUACACACUACUUAGAUCGUAUUGACUCGGUCGUAUUCCAGACUGUUGAAAAGCAUUAACACAGCAUGUAACGUUCAUUUGAAUCGCUCUGACACCUGGUCAUUAUUUAAAUGCAUUUUCUUUUGUAACCUAUGAAUUAACUCUAGUAUUGCUGUGAGUUAAGCAGCGGGGUUCUUUGCGACUGGAUUUUGGUGCUUAUGAAUAUAUUAAAGAUGAUUGGUUUGGUUAAAUGCGUGAAAUACACAGUAGAGCUUACAAUGGUUUCCAGUCAUUGUGUUGACGUCGUUAAAGCAGUAUGAUACUUUUUGCGAGAUGUCAGAAUCAAAUGUGUUGAUAUCAACUUGUAUUUAAGAUUCGGUUGUUUUAAUAAAGCAAUCACAGGUGUGUCACACAAUGCAAACAGUUGAUAACCUGGUGCUACACUGUGCUUUGCCGGUUCUAAUUGAUUAUAUUGUCUGGUGUACGAUGAAGGGUUUGUGUCAUGUGUUUUUUGCCUUUGUGAUGUUGCUUUGUGAUUUGAUUGUUCCUGAUAUUCUAGAGUACUGUACUAAUGUCAGAUAUUGGGUCUGGUGUCUUCCAUGCUAAAUGAACAAUGCCUGAUUCUGAAAGCA
Messenger RNA from Ctenopharyngodon idella (grass carp), 2211 nucleotides. RefSeq names its product inhibitor of growth family, member 4 (gene ing4). Gene Ontology annotation, cellular component: nucleus. The record is from RefSeq and is a predicted model, not a curated record. NCBI's taxonomy places the organism in Eukaryota, Metazoa, Chordata, Actinopteri, Cypriniformes, Xenocyprididae. Gene Ontology annotation, biological process: positive regulation of apoptotic process; regulation of DNA-templated transcription. Bases 58 to 810 code for a protein of 250 amino acids. The transcript is spliced from 8 exons.